GCAGGGUUUUGAGGUGCUCGAAGAUGGGUGUUAGAGCUAGCUCGAAGCAUCUAGCACGCCCACCCCAUCUUACCCAGGCUCAGAAAAGUAACCUAAGAUUCGAGCUCAGGCCCACCCCGAGGCUGAUGACGAAGUCUGCCCGGAAAGGGAAGUUAGGGGAAGCACUGGGGCUCUUGGAACAAGACAGCAGGACCAGCUUCAGGAGCCAAGGUGUGGGGCGAGGAAGCUCUUGGGUCCCCCUGGGAGUGAGGGUGGAGGACUAGAGGUCCAGAUGGCCGGAUCUCUCUGAAGGGGAAGGGCCCCUUGUAGGUAUGGAGACUCCUCAGGCAAGUUUCAGGGACGGGACUCGGCCGGCAAUAGAGGCAGGAAGUGGGGCCAGAGCUCAAUUCUGGGGGUUGGAGAGGGCUGGAGGCUGGGGCCCCAGAGGGAUUCUGAGCUGGGAAUUAAAGCCUGGAUUUUGAGGAGGGGGUAGAGCAAAGACUUUAAGAACAGAACGCCCGAGUGUCUGGGCAAGUGAAAUGAGGUUCCUGCGGGGGGGAAGAAACAAACGGUCUUGUUCCUCUGGCUGGCCAACUACCAGCUAGUGGGAGGGUGGAACUCUGCUGAGGUUUUCUCAGGAAGCCCUAAAUUAAACUUGCAUGGGGGUGGGGAUGCCACCUUGCCCACAGGCCCUGCCCUUCUCCAUGCGGCUCCACCUUCUACUCUGGGGGUCCACACUUGUGUCCUGGGCCUUGGGGGCCGUGCCAAUGUCCAGAUACUGCGGCCAUCUGGAGUACUGGGAUCAGGACUCUGGAUGCUGCAGACGCUGCCUAGAGCGCUUUGGCCCCCCCAGCUGCCAGGACUUGGAGUUCAGCCUGCAUUGUGGAAUCACAGACCGGGGGGACCGCCUGGUUUUGCCCUUUACUCUGUGCCCACCGGGGCUAUGCAACAAGGAGUGGGCGGAGCGGUGCAGUCCAUGCCAGGAGCUCCCUCAGCCCCAGUCUGGGGCCACAGUGCAGCCCCCAGAGGCCAGGGAUGGCCGUCACCGAGCCCUCUGUGCUAAGGUGCCCAUACCCCCCCGGAGACCGUGCCAGGCAGACAGAACAGCGCCAGAGCAGUCCUUGCCCCCAGCAGGCCCCGGGAAUGGCUCCGAGGGGCUCUCUACGCCCGCCAGGUCCCUGGUGACUCACCCACCUGACUGGAGCCCGGUCUGGCACGUGGUGGGCAUCACCGCCCUGCUCCUGAUGGGAGGCCUGCUCGUUUCGGCCGUCUUGCAGAUGUUCCUAGGAAGGGCUGAGCGCAGGGGGAAGGUGGCAGGAGCCAGGGAAGCCUGCGAGUUCUCCCCGCUGGGCCAGGGGUCAGUGCCCGCCUCUUUGGCAUGCCAGCCCCUCUCACGCCUUCUGGAUGAGCUUGAGGUUCUAGAAGAGCUGGUCAUCCUGCUGGACCCCGAGCCUGGGCCCUGUGGAGGCUCUGCCUGGGGAACUACCCGGCACCUGGCCGCCCGCUACGGUCUCCCCGCCUCCUGGGCCACUUUCGCCUACUCCUUGCGGCCUGCACGGUCCCCGCUUCGGGCCCUGCUGGAGACCGUGACGGCUCGGGACCCCGCCGCCCAGCUGGGUCAACUGGCUGAGCACCUGGGCCAGCUGGGGCGCGGUGAUGCCCUGGGCGUGCUGUGCAAGCUUAAGUGAGGCUGUUGGGUCAGCGCCCCCCAGGCCUCCUCCCUCUGCCUGCUCAGGGGGCUUCCUGCCUCAGUGUCCCAACAAGGAAUAAAUCUUGCUUUUUCCCCACGCGUGGCCUCCCAUAUGGUCAUUGGACCCGGGGCUAAAAGCAGCCAUGCUGCUUGCUGUGGGGGUGGGGGUGUCGCCCAGUGGCCCUGGCACAUCGGGACGGGAGGGCACCCGGGUCGUCGCCCGCCAUUUGAUUCCUUUCUGGUGUGUCUA
Molecule: messenger RNA, 1919 nt
Organism: Gracilinanus agilis (Agile Gracile Mouse Opossum)
Lineage: Eukaryota; Metazoa; Chordata; Mammalia; Didelphimorphia; Didelphidae
Gene: IGFLR1
Product: IGF like family receptor 1
Exons: 5
Coding region: 639-1667 (342 amino acids)
Source: RefSeq, a predicted model, not a curated record